UGGCCCCGCGCCACCGGCCCCCGUGGCAGCCACUGCCGCGCGUGCGGCCAGCAGUGCGGCACCCAGCCCAAGCUCUGCGACUACAGAUGUGUGUGGUGCCAGCAGACCGUACACGACGAAUGCAUGCAGAGUUCUCUGAGGAAUGAGGAGUGUACUUUUGGAGAAUUCAGAGACUUGAUUAUUCCACCGUACUACUUAUCUGCUGUCAAUCAGAUGCGUAAAGACAAAAGAACAGAUUAUGAAAAGAUAGUCCCUUACUGCAGAAAACACUGGAUCCCAAUAAUUGUACUGGUUAAUACUCGCAGUGGAAACAACAUGGGUGAAAUCUUACUAGGAGAAUUUAAAAUUCUACUGAAUCCUGUUCAGGUUUUUGAUCUAAGCAAAAUAGCCCCUGCUAAAGCACUCCAGCUUUGUACCUUGCUGCCCUGCAAUGCUGUCAGGGUCCUCGUCUGCGGUGGGGAUGGCACAGUGGGCUGGGUCCUGGAUGCCAUCGAUGAAAUGAAGAUAAAGGGGCAAGAACGCUUUAUUCCACAAGUUGCAAUCUUACCUCUGGGAACGGGCAACGACCUGUCUAAUACACUGGGCUGGGGUGCGGGUUAUGCUGGAGAAGUCCCUGUAGAACAAAUCUUACGAAAUGUCAUGGAGGCAGAUGGAAUCAAACUGGACAGAUGGAAGGUUCAAGUAACAAACAAAGGAUACUACAAUUUAAGGAAACCAAAGGUGUUCACAAUGAACAACUACUUCUCUAUAGGACCUGAUGCUCUUAUGGCUUUAAAUUUCCAUGCCCAUCGUGAGAAGACUCCUUCUCUGUUUUCCAGCAGAAUUAUUAAUAAGGCUGUUUACUUUUUCUAUGGAACCAAAGACUGCUUAGUACAAGAAUGUAAAGAUCUCAACAAAAAGGUUGAGCUAGAGUUGGAUGGUGAGAGAAUCGAGCUGCCCAACUUGGAGGGCAUCAUCGUCCUGAAUAUUGGAUACUGGGGAGGUGGCUGUAGGCUCUGGGAAGGAAUGGGUGAUGAACCUUACCCCUUGGCAAGGCAUGAUGAUGGACUGCUGGAAGUUGUUGGAGUGUAUGGGUCUUUUCACUGUGCCCAGAUACAGGUGAAGCUAGCAAAUCCUGUUCGGCUAGGGCAGGCACAUACAGUGAGGCUGAUCUUGAAGAGUUCAAAGAUGCCAAUGCAGGUGGAUGGUGAGCCGUGGGCGCAGGGGCCCUGCACUGUCACCAUAACCCACAAGACACACGCACUGAUGUUGUAUCACUCUGCUGAGCAAACGGAUGACGACGCUUCCAGCGCCUCUGAGCAAGAGCACCUGAGAGAGCAGACGGAUGAAGAUGUGUAGGUUUUUAGAACUUAACUUAAUACAGCGA
Messenger RNA from Tinamus guttatus (white-throated tinamou), 1366 nucleotides. It is a transcript of the gene DGKE, whose product is annotated as diacylglycerol kinase epsilon. Gene Ontology annotation, biological process: phospholipase C-activating G protein-coupled receptor signaling pathway. The record is from RefSeq and is a predicted model, not a curated record. Gene Ontology annotation, molecular function: ATP-dependent diacylglycerol kinase activity. Gene Ontology annotation, cellular component: membrane. NCBI's taxonomy places the organism in Eukaryota, Metazoa, Chordata, Aves, Tinamiformes, Tinamidae.